Messenger RNA from Sardina pilchardus (European sardine), 3144 nucleotides. RefSeq names its product solute carrier family 16 member 9b (gene slc16a9b). The record is from RefSeq and is a predicted model, not a curated record. Gene Ontology annotation, biological process: transmembrane transport. Gene Ontology annotation, cellular component: membrane. The transcript has 7 exons. NCBI's taxonomy places the organism in Eukaryota, Metazoa, Chordata, Actinopteri, Clupeiformes, Clupeidae. The coding region runs from base 269 to 1792 and encodes 507 amino acids. Gene Ontology annotation, molecular function: monocarboxylic acid transmembrane transporter activity.
GCUGCAGAAGAGUGAACAAGAUGAUGUUAUCUUUCAGAAGAUGCUGUUUGUGCAUUAGUGUAUUACAUUGUAAUUGCAACGCACAAUGAUAUUUAAAGUAUUGGUCGGAGGUCCAAGGGCCAGCUAGCCGUAGCCUAUCCAUCUGGCUGCUCUGAAGCUGACCAAAUAGAAACAUCAGUCUUUCUGCAGGUGGCUGGACAUUUGAGAAUCACUCACAGACAGGACCUCACCUCAGUGCACCAACAACAACAACAACAACAACAACAACAUGACUCUCCCGAGCACAAAGAAAGCCCUGGACGGUGGCUGGGGCUGGGCUGUGGUGGUGGCUUCGUUCCUGGCCCUCUUCCUGGCCUACGGGUCCCCCCAGUCGGUCGGAGUGCUCUACCCAGAGUGGCUGAGCACGUACCAGGAGGGCAAAGGCAUGACCGCAUGGGUGGGCUCUCUGGUGUCUGGCGUCGGCUUGAUUGCAAGUCCCAUUUGCAGUGCGUGUGUGGUCAACUUCGGAGCCAGGCCGGUCACCAUCUUCAGCGGGGUCAUGGUGUCCGGGGGGCUGAUGCUGAGUGCCUUCGCACCCAAUGUCCAGUUCCUCAUCUUCUCCUAUGGCAUAGUAGUCGGAAUAGGAUGUGGGUUGGUCUAUGCUGCUACCAUGACGAUCACCUGUCAGUAUUUUGACAAGAGGCGUGGCCUGGCCCUUGGGAUUGUCUCCACAGGUACAAGCGCCGGCGGUUUCGUCUACGCCACGGGUCAGAACGAGCUGAUCGAGCUCUUCGGCCUGGGCGGCUGCCUGCUGAUCAUCGGCUCGCUGGCGCUCAACAUCAUCGCCUGCGCCGGCCCCAUGCGACCCCUCCACGUGCCCACCUACUACCUCAAGCAGAAGGCCGCCGCCCUCCAGAAGGCCGAGGGUCAGCUCCUGGAGAAGGUCGUGAUCUCCGACCUUGACCCCGUCAAGCCGGUGGCGAGCGACAAGAAGACGUCCGACGACCCGCCGACGGCGAUGGUGGCGGCGGCGGGGACGGAGGGCGUCAAGGAGCCGCCGGCCGCAGACGCGCCUCUGGCGUUGGGGCGAAGCUUCUCCAUCUGCGCCCUGCUGGUGGAGGUGAUCAAGACCAAGCACAAGUCCUACUCGAGCUACGCGCGCUCCAUGGCCGAGCUCUUCCGGGACCGCGUCUUCGGCGCGCUGUGCGUGGCCAUCUUCCUCUUCAGCCUGGGCGCCUUCCCGCCGCUGCUCUUCCUGGAGGACGUGGCGCAGAGCGGGGGCCUCACGGACGGCGUCAGCCUCCUCCUCCCGCUGGUGUCCAUCGUGCAGGUGGCCGGCGUUCUGGGCAAGCUGGGCCUGGGCGCGAUGACGGACAUCCGCUGGAUGAACAGCGUCCACCUCUACGCCUUCACGGCGGUGGGCGCGGGCGCGGCGCUGCUCGCCAUCCCCGUCACCGAGAGCUACGCCGGGCUGCAGGUCAUCUCGGCCGCCAUCGGCUUCAUGUCGGGGAACUGGUCCAUCACGCCGUACGCCACCACCAAGGUGGUGGGCAUCGACCGGCUCACGGAGGCCCACGGCAUCCUCAUGUUCUUCGGCGGUUUCGGGAUCAUGCUGGGACCUCCAGUUGUAGGCUGGUUCUUCGACUGGAUGCAGUCCUACGACCUGGCCUUCUACUUCAGCGGAGGCUGUGUGCUGCUGGGGGGCUUCCUGCUCUUCCUGGUCUCCUCCCUUCCCUGCAGGCCCAGGGCCAAGGGAGACUCCCACCCCGCCGACCCAGAAUACACUAGCGACCUGGUGGCGGCCGUGGCCUAAGCUACGGCACAGCGAGCGCUCCGGAACCGUUUGAAGUCUAAUUCAGCUACAGCCUGCCUCUGGUGGUCUGGAGGACAAAGAUGUUUAUUUUUGAAGCAAGGGAAAAGGCAGUGCAGUUUAUUUAUUUCCUGAAAUGCAGUUAAGAACGUUUGUUAUUUUUUUCUAGACCCUAGAACAUUAACGGGCUCUUCCAGCUUGUCCAAAAUUGUAUUGUGGAAGAGCUAGGCAUGUUGUACUUUACCAUGGGACCUUAGAAGAGUUUCUCGGUUCUGCAGGGUUACCUUGUUAUGGCCUUGUUUUCAGAGGCCCUGAGUACAUUUUCACACAUAACGUAAAAAGCUAAGUGACGGUUUAUGUUUACAAUUACAGAGGUUGUAAUUCAGUUACCGCAGAAAAAUGGAUGACUCCCUUUUUAAUCUUAUAAUAAAAUCUCAUAAAAUGCCGCAAGGGGUUGCAGAAACACUAGAAAGGAAUUCUUACGCUGUAUUGAGAAGCUGUUGAGAAAAAUUCUUACAAGUUUGAGAAAAAACCUUUUCUUUCUGAUAUACUUUAAUAUGCAAAACACAAACAAAUAACAGUUGGUGUGUUUGAAUGAGUAAUACAGUGAGAGUUGAUAUACUUUUCAUUUGUUUUUAUGUAUUGUUUUUAUUGUUGUUGUUAUUAUCAUUAUUAUUAUCUUAUCUGUUGUCUUUGUGUAUGUAACCAAAGUGAUAUGUCUUAAGUUGAUAUUCCAGAUUAGCUAAGCCUUUCUGAUUGAUUGAUGCAGCCUUACUGUCACUUGUGAAUACAGUGAGGUGAAUAGGUGCCGUUCUGCUUUGUCCAAUCGAGGCAAAUUGAGCACAAUUUAGAUUUGCUAGCAUCCUCCAGUCAAGUCACUGGGUUGAUUUUUGUUUGUUUGUUUUUUUGUUUGUUUGUUUGUAUGUUUUGUUUUUGUUUUGUUUCUGGACAAACAAACGAUAUGUAUGAAGCAAUAUGUAUGACGCACACACCAUUAGGUGACCUGAAUAUAUGUGCUUAUUGUAAUUUGUAGCCACCAUUUCGAUUACAAUGUAUGCUGUAAUUCACUCCAGCCUUCGUAGGCAACGUUUGCAAUACAUGCACUGAUAUGGUCUAAGUGUUGAUGCCAUUUUGUAUGUUCCUUAUCCCAACAUGGACCUGAAAAUAUUGUUGUUACUUGAAAAAAAAAAUGUCUUUUUAAUACUUGUAUCAUGAAACCACAAAUCCCUUUGAUAUCCCUGACUGAGAGAGCAGUCUGACCCAAGUCAUGCUGUUUUUGUUAUUUAUGUAUUUAUGACUCCUACAAUGGUUCAUUUGCCUUAUUUUUUUAAAUAAAAUGUCGACACAUUUUUGUA